Molecule: messenger RNA, 1564 nt
Organism: Chenopodium quinoa (quinoa)
Lineage: Eukaryota; Viridiplantae; Streptophyta; Magnoliopsida; Caryophyllales; Amaranthaceae
Product: rhomboid-like protein 19
Exons: 9
Coding region: 329-1249 (306 amino acids)
Biological process (GO): retrograde vesicle-mediated transport, Golgi to endoplasmic reticulum
Cellular component (GO): Golgi apparatus; membrane
Source: RefSeq, a predicted model, not a curated record
AUGAACUCGAUCGGACUAAUCGAACUCGACUCGAAUGUCAAAAUUUACACUUCUAGUCCCAAAUUGUAAAUUUGUAAUCAUGACCAAAUUCCUAAAUUGAGUUUCACUCUUUCCCAACUCCGGGCUUCCGAGAAAAAGACUCGCCAUCCAUCAAUCUCCUGAAUUUCUCAAUCCAAUUUCUUCUACCUUUCGGACACUGGGGAGCAACAUUUUCAGGAUUUGAAUUCAAAGGCGAAGAAAUUCGAAAAUCAGCAACAAAAACAACGAAGAUCAUUGAUAAGUGAGUCAUUAUUGGUUCAUAUUCGUCGUCAAUCGAAGUCCUUAGGACAUGAGUUCUCCGGCACUUUCUGGAGGCGGGGGCUUAUUUACCGGGUUUACGAAACUGUGUAAAGGGCUUGCUGUGGUCCUUAUUGGUGGACACAUUCUAGUUCAGCUUUUCCCUCCGGCAGUCACUUAUCUCGCUCUUAUUCCUGCAAGGACAAUUCCUUUUGCAUGGAACCUCCUAACAGCUGGUUACACUGAACAGACAAUAUAUGGGGUGGCGAUUAGUGUAUUUGCUCUGCUUUUCAUGGGCAAGCUGCUUGAGCCGAUCUGGGGUUCUAAGGAAUUCGUGAAGUUCAUAUUUAUUGUCAACGUUCUUACUUACAUUUGUGUCUUCAUCACGGCAAUAGCUUUGUACUAUGCAACUAGGCUGGAAGUUUAUCUCUAUAUGCCAAUCUCUGGCUUCCAUGGAGUGCUUGCAGGAUUUUUGGUUGGUAUCAAGCAAAUUGUCCCAGAUCAGGAGCUUUCUGUAAUUAGCAUCAAGGCUAAGUGGCUACCGUCUAUCAUGAUUCUCCUGUCGAUCAUUGCAAGCUUUUUCUUGGCAGAUUCGGCAGCUUACCUUCCCAUCUUUGGUACAUAUAUGAGCUGGAUCUACCUGAGAUACUUGCAGAGAAGAUCAGAGACUAAUUUCAGGGGUGACCCAAGUGAUGAGUUUGCAUUUGCCACUUUCUUCCCAGAAUUUAUAAGACCAGUUAUCAAUCCUAUAUCAUCUAUUUUUCAUCGGAUGUUCUGCGGAAGAUCUGAUAUUUCUAAUGAUGGCAAGGCUUAUGAAAUGGGAGGUUUUCCACUUCCUGGUUCUGAUACCUUUGAGGCAUCAAGACGAAGGGAAAGAGGUGCUCGAGCACUGGAAGAAAGGUUAGCAACGGAAAAGUUGCCUGUUGCAACAAGUGCAGAUGGAUCGCAUAUUGAUGCCUCUGAGGAAGUUUGAAUCUGAACUGCUCCAUUUUCAGCAAGCAGCUGAAUGAUUGUGGUAAAUUUUAUGGAGGUGGAUUCCUUAAUUUUAGUUAGAGAAGUAAAAGUUUUGAUAUUGUCUGACCUUUGAACGAUAAACUAAAUGAACUCUUUGGUUUCUUGGCCUUUGGGUAUAAUUUUUAAAAGGAAUACUUGUUCAUAUCAAGUCGUUAGGAACUUCAUAGUGCCUUGCGCAUAAAAUUCCUAAGAGCAUGAACUGGCUUCAAAUUUAUGCUUAUCUUUGAUAGGAAAACUCGCUAGUAAAUGAAGUCCGACUGAAAUUACCGAAGUA